AAGUGCCACCAACUCCACCCGUCUUUCUUUCUUUAUCUUCUCAACGCUCAAGUCUCACCUACCAUUUAGGCAACACUUCCCAAACCCAAACUCACAGAGACUGAGAGAGAGAGAGAGUGAGUUAGUGAGUGAAGCUUUUGCUUUGGUAGAGAAACACAAAAAAUUAAAAAAAAAUGGCUUCUUGUUCAGCCACCUCCGCCACUCUCUUAUCCUCAACACCAAAGGCUCUCUCUUCUACCAACCCCAUCUCUCAAACCCUAACCAUUCCCAAAUCCUUCAAUGGCCUCCGCAAACCCCUCAAAUCCCAACCCUCUCGCUCCAUUUCCCUCACUUCUCGCUCUCACUCGCGACGCACCACCAGCUUCGUUGUCAAGGCCUCUGUGUCUAACGAACUUCCACUGGUUGGAAAUAUCGCACCAGAUUUCGAGGCAGAGGCUGUUUUUGAUCAGGAGUUCAUCAAGGUUAAACUUUCUGAAUACAUUGGGAAGAAAUAUGUGGUUCUCUUUUUCUACCCAUUGGACUUCACAUUUGUCUGUCCCACAGAGAUCACUGCUUUCAGCGAUCGCCAUGCAGAAUUUGAGCAGCUAAAUACAGAAAUAUUGGGUGUUUCAGUAGACAGUGUGUUCUCGCACCUUGCGUGGGUACAAACAGACAGAAAAUCUGGUGGGCUUGGUGAUCUGAAGUACCCCCUGAUUUCUGAUGUCACCAAAUCAAUCUCAAAAUCCUUUGGUGUGCUAAUCCCAGAUCAGGGCAUUGCAUUGAGGGGACUUUUCAUUAUUGACAAGGAAGGAGUUAUACAACACUCCACCAUUAACAAUCUUGCCAUUGGGCGGAGUGUUGAUGAGACGAAGAGAACACUCCAGGCUUUGCAGUAUGUGCAGGAUAACCCAGAUGAAGUUUGCCCUGCUGGAUGGAAGCCUGGGGAGAAAUCCAUGAAGCCAGACCCCAAGCUCAGCAAAGAGUACUUCUCAGCAAUAUAGAGUGGGAUGAUCGGGUCUCUACCAUCAUGACCCCAGUUGCAUGUUUAUUUAAAUUAGUGAGGUGUAAUCGAGUUUUGUUUUUCAUGUAAUGUAUUUUCAGUUUUAAUGAAUUUUGAGCUGCAGUUUGUGGGAAUAAAUGCGUUAUUGACGGGACAAAUCCUGUUUUUUAUUUUUUGGGAAUUUAUUGUUGUAGCUAUGUAUAAUUGAUGAAUUACAUCCAUUAUUAUUAUUAGAGUUUCAAUCAUAAGCCAAUUAUGUUA
Molecule: messenger RNA, 1240 nt
Organism: Quercus robur (English oak)
Lineage: Eukaryota; Viridiplantae; Streptophyta; Magnoliopsida; Fagales; Fagaceae
Product: 2-Cys peroxiredoxin BAS1, chloroplastic
Exons: 7
Coding region: 174-980 (268 amino acids)
Biological process (GO): cellular response to stress; cell redox homeostasis; hydrogen peroxide catabolic process
Molecular function (GO): thioredoxin peroxidase activity
Source: RefSeq, a predicted model, not a curated record